Messenger RNA from Oldenlandia corymbosa var. corymbosa, 1389 nucleotides. The record is from the annotation of a GenBank genome assembly. Lineage: Eukaryota; Viridiplantae; Streptophyta; Magnoliopsida; Gentianales; Rubiaceae.
AUGGGAUUUAACAGCUUUAUUGAGGAUCAUCACCCACAGAAGUACAUCAAAUGCUGUGAUUCCGAUUUCUUCUUGCAACUCAAUCUUGUCAUUGUGUUCAUUUUAGUUGCUGGUCUGAUGAAUGGCCUCACACUGGGUUACAUGUCCAUCAAUCGUGUUGAUCUUGAAGUUCUUCAGAAAUCUGGCUCAUCGAAAACCCGCUUCUACGCUUCAAGGAUUUUACCUCUGGUCAAGAAACGCCAUUUGUUGUUAUGUACGCUCAUAACUACCAAAGCAUUUGCAGUGGAGGCUCUUCCAAUUUUCCUCCAUCAUUUAGUUCCAGAAACGCCAACUAUUCUUAUUUCGGCAGCAUUAAUCCUUUUGUUCAGUGAGAUAAUACCACAUGCUGUUUGUUCAAAGUAUGGCUUGGUAAUUGGUGCCGCCUUAGCUCCUGCAAUCCAUUGUCUUGUAUGGAUUUGCUUUCCGGUUGCAUAUCCAACUAGCAAGCUGUUAGACCUUUUGCUUGGUAAAGGACGCAUUGCAUUAUAUCGUCGGGCUGAGUUAAAAACACUUUUUGACUUGCUUGGAAAUAAGGCUGGAAAAGGUGGUGAUUUGUCUCAUCAUGAGGUAUCGAUUAUCCAAGGUGCACUUGAACUCACUGAGAAAACAGCAAAAGAUGCAAUGACCCUUGCAUCUGAAAUAUUCGCAGUUGACAUCAAUGCCAAACUUGACAGGAACUUGAUUAACUUGAUUCUACAAAAGGGACACAGUCGGGUGCCAGUUUUCCAUGGGCAUGCAAAUGAUAUUAUUGGUCUCAUUCUGGUUAAGAACUUGCUCACUCUUAAUCCAGAAGAUGAGGUGCCCAUAAAGAACAUCACAAUUCGUUCAAUUCCUAGGAUUCCAGAAACAAUGCUGCUAGUUGAACUACUGAAUCAGUUUCAGAGAGGCCUAAGCCACAUGGCUGUGGUUGUCAGACCGCGAAAUGGCAAGGCAGAGAAGGCCUCCAUUAGGCCCCAGAAUAAUGAAGGAGAAGUGAGAUUGGAGAUUGAUGGUGAAAGGCUUGAGCAGAAAAGAAGCUUCAGAAGAUCACUGAGGAAUCUGAAGACUUCGCCUGGGAUUGACUAUGUUUCAAGACGAGAAAGUUCCAGAAGUAGGCGAUGGUCAGGAGAAUCACACCCUGAGAUCUUGAAUUUAAGUAACAAUCCUCUAGUGGUUGUCCCUCCUGAAGAGGAAGUAGUUGGUAUAAUCACCAUGGAAGAUGUUAUUGAGGAAUUACUAAAGGAGGAUAUUUAUGAUGAAAUGGAUCAUUAUGGCUCAUCACAAGCCAGUUCCCGUGGGUUCUCGCGAAGAAUUUUCAGCCGUAGAGAUGCAAGAUGUGGCAGUAAUAUCUUAAUCCAAUCAACUCCUUAG